ACUACAUAUUCAUUAAUAUAAACGGUAGUUUUACUUUAAUUACAGAUGCGGUAGCAAUUUCUGGCGAUCCAGUUCUCUCAGAUGUGUUUAUUAUGUGUGAUGAUACACUGUGGGUGGAUGAAUUAUUGGAUAAGUUAAAAAGACAAUCACAAUUGAUAUUCACUAGAGAAGGAAACUGGAUUAGUGGUAAUGGUAGGGCGUGCAAUGUGCAAAUCUCUUUGGCCAGAAGCAAAAAGGCAAUCAUUGGAUUCAUAGAGCAACCUCAGAAUGCCAUGACAGAGUAUGCUGCUAAUGUUAAUAUUCAAAAUAUGAUAAACAAUAAUGAACUGGAUAGUGGCAGGCUAAUAUUAGUGAAGAUAACAGAGGGUGCGGACACGCCACAUAUCAGUCGUCUAUUUACUGAAGUUGAAGCAUCGGAUUUAGACUUAAUGCCAAAAAUAUUGGAAGCUUUACGUGACUGUGAUAAUCUUGAAACGCCUUGUCAAGAGAGGUUGAAGAAAAUGAUAUUAAAAGGUGCAGGGACCUCUAGACAACAAGCAAACCUUGAAAAGGAAUGCUCUAUUGAUAUUUUUGAGGAUACACAAUCUUCAGUUGGAAACGAAUUUGAUUGCUAUGUUGCAAGCUGCGAUGAUAAAUGGGAAGAUGAAGUUUGCACAGAGUUAAAAAAGAAAAACAAAAAUCUGAAGGUGAUCUGUAGAAAGAAGAUUAUUCCUAAUUGGCCUACUUCAAAAAGGAAACACAAGAAGGUAUUAGAUGAUAGUAAUAAUUUACUAGAACCGGUACACAGCACUAAGACGACGAUUGUUGGGUUUAAAGGCAAAAAGGUUAAUGGAUAUUUAAAAAGUAUUGCAGAAGCUGUCAUUAAAAGACAAUUUGAAGAUGAUGACUUUGGAUGUUUGAUACCUGUGAAGAUAAAGCGAGAUGCUGUCAUACCGUCUUGUGUGAAGAGGUUUAGACCUCUCAACGCCUUUGAAGACAACUUUCAUGAAAAUGUUUGGCAAGCUGUAACUAGAAUAGAAUUUGAUUGCUAUAUUGUAAGUUGUGAUGAUAACUGGGAAAAGAAAGUUUGUACAGAGUUAGAAAAGAGGAACAACAAAUUAAAAGUGAGCUGUAGAUAUGAGCGUCUUUCUUCAAAGUCUCUUAAACAGAAACGAAUGAAGACCUUAGGUAAUGGUGAUGUUUUGGAUACUUUAUUACAACCCAUACUGGGCACUAAAAAGAUAAUUAUUGGGUUUAAUGACAAAGAGGUCAACGGCUACUUAAAACGUGUUGCAUUAACUGUAUUGGAAAGACAAUGUGAAUUAGGUGAUAAUUACGGAGGGUUGAUACCUAUACAGAUGAAGCAAGAUGCAAGCAUACCGUUUAGUGUAAAGUCGUUAGCUCUUCUCAAAGCGUUCGAUGACAACUUUCAUGAUGAAGUUUGGAAGGCUGUGACUUCAAUAAGUGUACAAGUGAAUGUUAAGUGCAUAAAUAGUUCCUCGAACUUCAAGGAAAUUAAUGACAUACUACAAACUACUGUGGAGAAAUUCCAAAAGCGUCAUAGCCCGCUUCAUGACAAAAUAUCAAAAUACAUAAAAGAGAUCGGAUUAAAAUUCAAUGGGAUUACAUACGGAUCAAUUAUUCUGCACCUAUCUACACAAGAUCCCGUAGCAUUAAGGCGCCUAUCAGAUUCUAAAGAGCGUGAAACCAUUAUAAAUCGACUUGCACAUAUCCUACUUCCACCAAAGCUUCAGAAAGAAUUUUGUCAAAAUUGGUCACUUAAUAUUGACAUGGAAAAAUAUGAUGCUGCUCUAACGGAACUGAAAACACACAACAAUUCCCAAAGACCUGAGUCAGACACAGACGAGGAUUGAUUAAACAUGUGAGAAAGUAGGAGAAGAUUGAGCAUUUCGCACCAGACAAACCAUCGAGUGUUUACACUGAUGUUAAAAUGUCCUGUUAAAUCCACAUGGGUAAAUAAAUAAUUAAAAAGGCAGAAAAACAGCUUAUUCACGAAAGAAUGAAAAUUACUUCCAAUACUAAGGGCCUAAACUCUACCGUCACAAAGCACACUCACCCCAUCAAAGACAUUUUAGCAUCAUAUUUAGCAUAUUAGCACCAAAAGAGGAGGAGGUAAGAUGAACAACUUUAAGUCCACCCCACCUCCUAACAACACAACAAAAGACAAAAUUUGAACACAGAAAAUCAGACAUCUGAAAAGAUUAUUCCAUUUUCAUACUCCCAGUAGAAGUUAUAUUACAACUCGACCUUGAUUUAUAAAAGGAAGCUAACGGGAAAACUCAACAAGCCAAAGAAAGAAAAUAAAAUCACGCCCAAGCAAAAGGAAUACCUAUUUCCCACAAAUGAAUUCAAACCCAGAAUUGAUGGCACACCGAUGGUUCUCAUUAGGAAAACUACCCUCUCUGACUGAUAAUAGAUUAUACUGGAUGCACUGCAUAUAACUGUCACGCAGCCCAGCAGACAUCAUUGCACCAUUAAUGGGAAACAGCAUACAUAAUGUUGCCAACUAUAAAGCACUACUAGGUAUGACACAACUUGUGAAACUAGCAGCCGAUUGUUGUAUAACUGUUUACAAAAACACCAGUAGCCUUAACAUUAGAUAUUGUUAAGGAACGCCUAAUAUUGGACGGAGACCUGAAGAAACCUUGCUGCUUAAUUCGUUCUCACUACUACGUAUAAUAGAACCCCAAAGUGUCCACUAAAUAGGGUUUUGAAGUAUGUUUGCGAAUAACGAUGACAUACAAUCUUUAAUUUUAUCUUUAUUAACAUAAGAAUUUAUUGACAUAGAAUUAGAAUUAAUUUAUAGCAAUAAUUUACAAUGUGCAAAAUAUAUAUAUGCAUUCAGUGGAAAUGUUUUAAAAGAACAAUAGUUUUAUGUUACCAAUAUCGUUACCUCCAUCAGGGAGGUUAUGUAUUCACUGUUGUCUGUCCGUCGUUUGGUCUGUCUUUCUGUCUGUUAGUAAGAUUAAGUAAAAAAACAGCAUACAUAAUGUUGCCAACUAUAAAGCACUACUAGGUAUGACACAACAUGUGAAACUAGCAGCCGAUUGUUGUAUAACUGUUUACAAAAACACCAGUAGCCUUAGCAUUAGAUAUUGUUAAGGAACGCCUAAUAUUGGACGGAGACCGGAAGAAACCUUGCUGCUUAAUUUGUUCUCACUACUACAUAUAAUAGAACCCCAAAGUGUCCACUUAAUAGGGUUUUGAAGUAUGUUUUCGAAUAACGAUGACAUACAAUCUUUAAUUUUAUCUUUAUUAACAUAAGAAUUUAUUGACAUAGAAUUAGAAUUAAUUUAUAGCAAUAAUUUACAAUGUGCAAAAUAUAUAUAUGCAUUCAGUGGAAAUGUUUUAAAAGAACAAUAGUUUUAUGUUACCAAUAUCGUUACCUCCAUCAGGGAGGUUAUGUAUUCACUGUUGUCUGUCCGUCGUUUGGUCUGCUUUCUGUCUGUUAGUAAGAUUAAGUAAAAAUAGUGAAUGAAUCAUCAUGAAAUUUAGUGGAAUGGUACAUAAUAAAAGAAAAACACGAGGGGGGGGGGGUGAAGUGGCACAACCUACUCAGAAUAGGUAAGUGAGUAGCGCUAAUUCCAAUAUGCAUUGAAAUGUAUAAAUUUAGUAGCAAAACAAUUUAUUACUCUCAAGCAUAAGAGUAAAUAAUGGAAUUACCCCUCGCAUUCAGGCAGCACUCAAGAACGUGCCUGAAUACGGUAGGCGAUUGCAUUAUCUUUUUAAGGGUAGACUGCAGUUUCGCCCUUUAUACACAGCAUGCGUAUUGUAGUACUGUAUUCAGGCACAGGGCGGAGGUAGGUAUGCACUCUAUGGAGUGAACAUCACAAGUAAUCUAAUGCUAUCGAGUAAUUUUGUUUCGUCUAAAUAUUGGUGAUUUGAAAAUGAGUUACAUAUAUGCUUAUUUAUUUUGGAAGUUAACUUUCAGAAUUUACUCUAACCAAUGAACAUUCCAUUUGCAUCAUUCAUUUUUUAUUCAAGCUUAAUGCUGUAUUGUUUCGUUAUAGAUAUAUUUCUUUUUUAAACAAUUUUAUUAAUCCCUUUACUAUACUUUACUUUUAUAAUAUUUAGA
This is a messenger RNA of Anneissia japonica, 4075 nucleotides long. RefSeq lists its product as uncharacterized. The record is from RefSeq and is a predicted model, not a curated record. Bases 93 to 1853 code for a protein of 586 amino acids. NCBI's taxonomy places the organism in Eukaryota, Metazoa, Echinodermata, Crinoidea, Comatulida, Comatulidae. The transcript has 7 exons.